AUUCGAGAUCAGAAGCAGCAUAGCGUGGAUAAGGAUAAAUGCACAUCUCCAUCGAUUUCAUUAGCUACUUCUUCUCCUGUAGCCUGGGCCAUGUUUCGUCCUCUCCAUCCCAAGCAUGUAUACAUAUGCUUCCUUAUCUCCUUCGCAUUCUUCAUCGACCCCUCCUCGCAGCAUGUCGACGACGUCAAGAAGCAACAAAUGCGAGAGAAAGUCCGCGAGAUGUUCUAUCAUGCGUAUGACAACUACAUGACUUACGCAUUUCCGCAUGAUGAGUUAAAGCCAAUUACAAAAAGUUUCACCGACUCCCUCAGUGAGCUUGGAAAUCUCAAGCUUGAACACCUGCCGACAGAUUAUAAUGGAUCAGCUGUGACACUUGUUGAAUCCUUGUCCAGCCUUGCUAUAUUUGGAAACAAGACAGAGUUUGAAAAGGGGGUUCUCUGGCUCUCUGAAAAUCUGAAAUUCGAUGUAGAUGUACGGGUCAACCUUUUUGAGUGCAAUAUAAGACUUCUUGGAGGACUUAUCUCUGCUCAUCUUCUUGCAAUUGAUCCAACUAAUAGGUUGAUCCAGGGGUCCUACGACAAUCAGCUUCUUCGUUUAGCCGAAGACCUUGGAAAACGUUUUUUACCAGCGUUUGAAACACCCACAGGAAUACCCUAUGCAUGGAUUAACUUUAAGAAAGGAGUAAUGGAGAAUGAGACAACUGAAACAAGCACUUCAGGAUGUGGUUCUCUUAUUCUUGAAAUGGGAGCUUUGUCACGGCUCACUGGUGAUCCUAGAUUUGAAUCAGCUGCACUACGUGCGCUUCGUCAGCUAUGGAGGAUGCGCAGUUCGUUAGAUCUGCUUGGGACAACAUUGGAUGUGGUAACUGGGGAAUGGCUAGAGUACUCCUCCGGUAUUGGAGCUGGGGUUGACUCUUUCUAUGAAUACCUCAUGAAGGCUUAUAUUCUUUUUGGAAAAGAAGAUUACUGGCGAAUGUUUCGUUCUGCGUAUCUGGCAUCUCAGAAGUACUUCAGAUAUGGGCCUUGGUACCAUGAAGCUAAUAUGUGGAGUGGGAAACCAACUUAUUGGCAGCUAACAAGUCUUCAGGCGUUUUGGCCUGGUCUACAGGUUCUUGUUGGGGAUGUCGCAGCUGCAAAUUCUUCGCACCGGGAGUUUUUCCAUGCAUGGGAGAAGUUUGGUGUUAUACCUGAAAGGUAUCUACUGGAUCAUCAAAUGAUACAUCCUACUGAGAGGUACUAUCCACUGCGUCCUGAGUUAGCAGAAUCCACGUUCUACCUAUACCAAGCUACAAAAGAUCCAUGGUACCUAGAUGUUGGUGAAGCAAUGGUAAAGUCUCUUAAUCGGUAUACGAAGGUGGCAGGGGGAUUUGCAAGUGUUAGAGAUGUGACGACCAUGCAACUGGAAGAUCACCAGCACAGUUUCUUUCUCGCUGAAACGUGCAAGUACUUAUAUCUCCUCUUCGAUGAUUCAUUUGUGGCGAAAAGAAAUUAUAUAUUCACAACCGAGGGCCAUCCUCUUCAGGUUAUGAGCUCUUGGCAUGAGAAACUACCGGAAAGUUAUUUCUCUGGCAAUUGGACGUUUUCAAAGGUUUGGCUCUUGUUCCAGUUCUGAUCGUUUUGGAAGAUAUAAGACUUAUAUGCACAGUUUGCACUGUCUAUUUAGUGUGCAUUGGCGAUUAGCAUAAAAUGAAUCGAAUCGAGUCUUCUGCAGAGUGGAGCAUGGGAAAGUGGAGCAAGUGCAAUGUCAAUGAAAGUCUGUCCAUCGAUAGCUCCAAACUCUAGACUUCAUGAGCAGCACAGAGAGAGUGUUUGUCAUGUUCCUGACCAGAAAAUAGAUCAUAAGUGUUGGAGCAACAGAGAUUGUGGAGUCGACGCCACUACUUGUAGACAAAGAUCCUGCAGCGAAGUUGGAUUCUGCGGCUUGUGGAACCCCUUAUAAGU
Molecule: messenger RNA, 1940 nt
Organism: Brassica oleracea var. oleracea
Lineage: Eukaryota; Viridiplantae; Streptophyta; Magnoliopsida; Brassicales; Brassicaceae
Product: probable alpha-mannosidase I MNS5
Exons: 15
Coding region: 91-1611 (506 amino acids)
Biological process (GO): carbohydrate metabolic process; endoplasmic reticulum mannose trimming; mannose trimming involved in glycoprotein ERAD pathway
Cellular component (GO): endoplasmic reticulum; membrane
Molecular function (GO): mannosyl-oligosaccharide 1,2-alpha-mannosidase activity; calcium ion binding
Source: RefSeq, a predicted model, not a curated record